AUGGCUCUCAGUAAACCAAUUACGUCGAAAUUGAAAGAACGUUCUCGGACAUUUCACGAAGAAUGGGAGAUGCAAUAUUGCUUUACUGAAAGCAAAGCAUUGAAGCCCAUAUGUCUUAUUUGCUCUACCACGAUUGCCGUCGCCAAAAAAUAUAAUUUAGAACGGCAUUUUAAACAAAAUCAUUCAAAAGAAAAAAAAGAAAUAUUUGGUCAGCAGAAUUUGUUUGUAAAAAAAUUUGAUGAACUCGAAUCUAUGGUAAAAACAUCAUAUGAGAUAUCUUUACUUUUAGCCAAAAAUAAAAAGCCUUUUUCUGAUGGGGAAAUUAUUAAAGAGGCUUUAUCAAUUUUUUCUAAAAACUGUAAUGAUAAAAAUGUAAAAACUAAAGCAGACGGUAUUUCACUUUCGAGAAAUACUGUAACAAGACGAGUAGAGGAGAUGUCAAACGAUAUUAGCAACCAAAUAACACAAACAGUAACGAAAUGUAAAUAUUUUUCAUUGGCGUUGGAUGAAACUUGUGAUUUGACGAGUAUGUCACAGCUAGCUAUCUUCGUGAGGUGUGUUGAUGAAGAUUUUAAUGUAUUUCAAGAUUUAUUAGAGCUCAGCCAGUUGGAAACUACAAGUACCGGAAGAGACAUAUUUAUGAAAAUCAAGGAAUGUGUCGACAGAAAAGGUAUACCGUGGGAAAAAAUUAAUUCUGUUUGUACUGAUGGAGCACCCGCUAUGACGGGAAAAAUAAAUGGUUGUGUAGCCUUGUUAAAACAGUUCUUAGGCCGGGAAUUAUUUUCAUACCAUUGUAUCAUCCAUCAGGAAGCUUUAUGUGCCAAAGAUAUGAAGUUUAAUGAUGUUAUUGAUCCUGUAGUACGCUGUAUUAAUUAUAUCCGAGCCAAAGCGCUCCAUCGAAGACAAUUCAGGGUUUUGUUUGAAGAAGAAAUCAAUGAACUCGGUGAGUUACAUUUGUAUUGUGCUGUCCGCUGGUUAUCUAAGGGUGAAAUGCUGAAACAUUUUUUUCUUUUGAGGAGAGAGGUCUUGCAAUUUUUAGUAGAAAAGCAGGCAAUGCCUGAUGAGCGAGAUUUACUGGAAAGUGAAUCAUGGUUAUGCGAUCUUGCGUUUUUAAUAGAUAUUACACAGCACCUCAACAUACUUAACCGAAAGCUGCAAGGGAAGGACUGUUCGUUACCAAUAAUGUUCAAUUUGGUUUACGGAUUUAAAGCGAAACUCUCCCUUUUUUUGACGAAUUUGACUAGAAAUAAUAUCGACCAUUUUCCUACGCUUGUAGAUAUAAGAAGAAAACUAGAAAAUACUUCGCCUGACAUCUCGAAAUACCAAACACAAAUUCAAUUAUUGUUGCAGUCUUUUGAGAAUAGAUUUCAGGAUUUUGAGAAGGACAAAAAUAACAUUUUGUUUUUCAUGAACCCAUUUUCAAUCACAUUUAGUGAAAUACAAAAAUAUUCAUGCAAUAUCCAGUUGGAAAUCACAGAAAUUCAAAACCACGUUUCCUUGAAGCAGAUAUUUACCGAAAUUGUAUCAUCACAACCACAGCUGCAGUCUUCAGAAAAUUUAAUAAAAUUUUGGAAAUUAGUACCAAAAGAAGACUUUCCUGCAAUGUGUGAUCUUGCCUUGCAGAUUUCAAGCAGAUUUGGAUCAACAUAUAUUUGCGAAAAAGCUUUUUCUACUCUAACCUAUAUCAAAAAUAAAUAUCGUAGUUCGUUAACUGCGCCUCAUAUUUCAGAUUUGAUGUUGUUAUCAACAUCAGAUUUAUCACCAGAUAUUGAAAAAUUAUUAGCUAAUAAGUCUCUUCAUAGAUCUCACUGA
This is a messenger RNA of Macrosiphum euphorbiae (potato aphid), 1812 nucleotides long. The record is from the annotation of a GenBank genome assembly. Lineage: Eukaryota; Metazoa; Arthropoda; Insecta; Hemiptera; Aphididae.